This is a messenger RNA of Paraglomus brasilianum, 414 nucleotides long. The record is from the annotation of a GenBank genome assembly. Lineage: Eukaryota; Fungi; Glomeromycota; Glomeromycetes; Paraglomerales; Paraglomeraceae.
AUGACGAAUGAAGGGUAUAAUUCUAGCGAAGAAGUAUCGUUAAGACUAAAUGAAGCACUUCGGGCAAUUAGGGACAGAAAGAGGAGUGUAGUGGUCGACGGAAUCUACUCAAUAAUUGGACUAUUAACUUAUGGUGAAAGGAUAAGAGUUGACUACGGAAAAGACCCGGAAUCAGUGUUGCGGGAAGUUAUGCUAGUUGCUGUUAAAAAUGGUUAUGAGAUAAAUGCUAUUAGUGGGGAAACGAGUAUAACGGGAGUUAUAAAUAUUGAUUACCAACUCAAGAAAGGAAAGUUUAGUUUUAAACAAAAUAGAGGCAUCAAAAUACUAGCUUCAGAGUAUGUUAUUUGUGACGUUGAAAAAAGCAGCGGCAUAUAUAAUUUAGACAGAGAAGGAAUAGUGGAUGGCAACCUUUGA